Molecule: messenger RNA, 721 nt
Organism: Quercus robur (English oak)
Lineage: Eukaryota; Viridiplantae; Streptophyta; Magnoliopsida; Fagales; Fagaceae
Exons: 4
Coding region: 101-397 (98 amino acids)
Biological process (GO): ubiquitin-dependent protein catabolic process
Cellular component (GO): elongin complex
Molecular function (GO): protein-macromolecule adaptor activity
Source: RefSeq, a predicted model, not a curated record
CUCACGGGCGCCCACGCACGCAAGUGCAGUCCACACAAUAGAGAGAUUGGCUGAAAAUUUUUUGGGGGGGUUGGCAUAAGCAAAAGCGAAACUGCAAAAGAUGAAGAAGGAGGACAUGGUUAAGCUGAUCAGCGCCGAGGGCUUCGAAUUCGUCAUCGACAAGGAUGCCGCCAUGGUUUCCCAGACCAUCUACAACAUGCUCACCUCUCCAGGGAGCUUUGCCGAGACACAGCACGGAGAAGUGACUUUCCCUGAGAUCAGCACAACCAUAUUAGAGAAGAUCUGCAAGUAUUUCUAUUGGCAUCUUCAAUUUGCCAGUGGAAAGGAGACCGAGUUUCCAAUUGAACCUGAGUUGACUCUGGAGUUGAUGAUGGCUGCUAAUUAUCUUCAUACUUGAAUUAUCAUCUCUUGAGCGGCAAGUCCUGCUCAGGAUUUGAUUAUGUACUACAGUAGUAGAGAUGCUCAAGGAUGAACUCGUUACCCAAGAAGGUUUAAAACUUAUAUGAACCUCAUGUUGGUGAUUUGCAGUGGAUCUCUCUCUGCACUGCAAUGUAGCAUACAUUAUUUAACUUAUAAGUGAUUGUUACACUUUCAAACAGUGUUAGGAUGAUUCAGUCAAGGAAAGUGCAGUUAUUGGAUGAUGUAAAGUGCAGUUAGGAUAACUCAUAUGUGAUAACUAAUUAGAAUGUUAUCUCUUAAUAAGUAAGACAUGGUUUGAUGA